Molecule: messenger RNA, 954 nt
Organism: Plasmodium coatneyi
Lineage: Eukaryota; Apicomplexa; Aconoidasida; Haemosporida; Plasmodiidae
Product: Transcriptional regulatory protein sir2-like protein
Exons: 1
Coding region: 1-954 (317 amino acids)
Molecular function (GO): NAD+ binding
Source: RefSeq, a predicted model, not a curated record
AUGGGGAAUUUAAUGAUAUUCGCCAAGAGGAGGAUGACGAAGAGCAUCACGCUGGAGGAGCUAGCGUGCAUGAUAAAGGAAUGCAACUACGUAGUGGCCCUAACAGGCUCAGGCACAUCCGCCGAAAGUAACAUCCCAAGUUUCCGUGGCGCCAAUAGCUCCAUCUGGAGUAAAUAUGACCCAAAAAUAUAUGGUACCAUUUGGGGAUUCUGGAAGUCACCAGAAAAAAUCUGGGAAGUUAUUAGAGAUAUCUCAUCAGAUUAUGAGAUCGAAUUGAAUCCAGGACAUAUAGCUCUUUCCACUUUAGAAAGUCUUGGGUACUUAAAAGCAGUGAUCACACAAAACAUUGAUGGUUUACAUGAGGAAAGUGGGAACUCCAAAGUAAUUCCCCUGCAUGGAAGUGUUUUCGAAGCACGUUGUUGCACAUGUAGGGAGACAAUUCAACUGAAUAAAAUUAUGCUACAGAAAACUUCCCACUUUAUGCAUCAGUUACCUCCAGAGUGUCCUUGUGGAGGUAUUUUUAAACCUAACGUUGUUCUUUUUGGAGAAGUAAUUCCCAAGGCACUUUUGAAACAAGCCCAGAAGGAGAUAGCGAACUGUGACCUUCUUUUGGUUCUCGGUACUUCAUCCUCUGUGUCGACUGCUACGAACUUAUGUUACUAUGCCCAUAGGAAGAAGAAAAAAAUUGUGGAGGUGAAUAUAUCCAAAACGUACAUCACGAAUCGCUUGUCUGAUUAUCAUGUUGCAGCCAAGUUCAGCGAGUUGGUGACUAUCUCCGAAAUACUCACGGGGGGGAAGGCCACUCAAAGUGGGGUGGCGACUCAAAGUGGGGAAGCAUCUCAAAUUGGUGAAGCAGCGCAAAUUGGUGAAGGAGCACAAAUUGGUAAAGCUUCUCAGAGUGGUAAAACUAAGCAGAGAGUCAACACCGCACAGGGAUACGCGGCAAAUCGGUGA